Messenger RNA from Elgaria multicarinata webbii, 1115 nucleotides. It is a transcript of the gene LIPT2, whose product is annotated as lipoyl(octanoyl) transferase 2. Lineage: Eukaryota; Metazoa; Chordata; Lepidosauria; Squamata; Anguidae. The coding region runs from base 7 to 726 and encodes 239 amino acids. The transcript is spliced from 2 exons. The record is from RefSeq and is a predicted model, not a curated record. Gene Ontology annotation, molecular function: lipoyl(octanoyl) transferase activity. Gene Ontology annotation, biological process: protein lipoylation. Gene Ontology annotation, cellular component: mitochondrion.
GGCAGGAUGCGGCCCCUCGGCGCCUCCCCGGUGCGGCUCGUGCGCCUAGGCCGCGCGGCCUACGGGGAGUCGCUGGCGGCGCAGGAGCGCUGCGUGAGGCGGCACUUGGAAGGCCCCGGCGAGGCGCCGGACCGGCUGCUGCUGUGGGAGCCGGCGGGGCCGACCUACACGGUGGGGCUGCGGGGCCUGGCGGCGGCGUGGGCGACCGAGGAGGAGCGGCGGCUGCGGGCGCUGGGCGCGGCCUUCCAGCGGGUGCCGCGCGGCGGCCUCCUCACCUUCCACGGGCCGGGCCAGCUGGUGGCCUACCCGGUGCUGGACCUGCGGCGCUUCGGCCUGCCCUUGCGCGGCUACGUGGCCGCCCUGGAGGGCCUGGCCGUGGCCGCCUGCCGCCGCCUGGGCCUCCGCCACGCCCGCGCCCUCCCGCCGCCCUGCACCGGCGUCUGGCUCGGCGGCCGAAAGGUCUGCGCCAUCGGUGUCCACUGCGGAAGGCACAUAACUUCGCAUGGCUUGGCUCUGAACUGCUGCACUGACUUGACCUGGUUUGAUCACAUCGUUCCUUGUGGACUGGAAGGGAAGGAGGUGACCUCCCUCAGCCAGGAACUCCAGAGACACGUCUCCGUUGAAGAAGCCACUGAGCCUUUUCUGGCUGCUUUUCAAGAGGUGUUUAAGUGUACUUUAACUGAAGAAUCUCUGAGAUCAAAAGGCACCAGCACCCCCAUUAUUUAGGAGAAUGAUUUGUGCUAGCUUCUAGGUGCUCCUAGGAAUGCAGAGUGCCUUUCCCAGCAGAAGAUUCUGAAACAAACUCUGUGGUUCAUAUAAGGGGGUUAUCUUCUAUUGUGUAAACUUUAUUGGAGUUUCCCUUCCCAGUGAAACUUGGGGGUGUUGCCUCUUUGUGGGGAGGAAGUCCAGGGUUCUCUGACAAAGAAUUUUCAGCACGUCUAAUAAAAUCAUGAUUUACAAGAACUUGUGCCGAUUAAACUGGGACAGGUUCCUGUUAAUUUAAAGCCUGUUAAAAUUUUUGGCAUUGGUAAUUGGGUUGAAACGUCUGUAUGUUUCAGUUGAUGUUCAUAACAUGUGUUUAUGUGCCUUUAAAUGUAUCCGACAUUCAAAUACAA